Messenger RNA from Funneliformis mosseae, 1179 nucleotides. The record is from the annotation of a GenBank genome assembly. NCBI's taxonomy places the organism in Eukaryota, Fungi, Glomeromycota, Glomeromycetes, Glomerales, Glomeraceae.
AUGGCAUAUCAAUAUGAACAAUAUCAACAACAGCCACCUUACGGAGGCAGUGCAGAAAAUAAAACAACACUAUGGAUGGGCGAGCUUGAGCCGUGGAUGGACGAAAGUUACAUAAGACAGAUCUGGUACCAGCUUGGCGAAAACGUGAAUGUAAAAUUCAUUAGAGAUAAGUUCACAGGAGCGAAUGCUGGUUACUGCUUUGUGGAUUUCGUAAGUAAUGCUGCCGCGGUCAAAGCCUUAAAUACAGUAAAUGGGACACCAAUUCCCGGUACCAAUCGAUUAUUUAAAUUGAAUUGGGCAUCUGGAGGCGGAUUAACUGAUAGAAAGGAUGAUCGUGGUCCGGAAUUUUCGAUUUUUGUUGGUGAUUUGGGACCAGAAGUAAAUGAAUGGAUGUUGGUGUCCGUUUUUCAACAACGGUAUACCACUUGUAAAUCUGCUAAGAUUAUGACUGAUCCUAUGACUGGCAUGUCACGCGGAUACGGGUUUGUUAGGUUUGGUGAAGAAUCUGAACAACAGCGUGCUCUUGUAGAGAUGCAAGGUGCGUUCUGUGGUAAUCGACAAAUGCGAAUUUCCACAGCGACACCGAAAAACAAAAUUGGCCUUCAAGGAAAUUACUAUCAGCAGCCUUCCCAACAAAACCCCGUCUUAAACCAAUAUAACGAUCCGAAUAAUACUACCGUUUUUGUCGGCGGACUAUCCGGCGUGAAUAGCGAAGAAGAAUUGAGAAGCUACUUUCAAGGUUUUGGAGAAAUUACUUAUGUAAAAAUACCACCUGGUAAAGGUUGUGGUUUUGUGCAAUUUGUUCAUAGACAGAGUGCCGAAAUGGCAAUUAACCAAAUGCAACAUUACCCAAUUGGAAACUCUAGAGUACGUUUGUCCUGGGGCAGAUCUCAGACCGAUAAAACUACUGUUGGUCCUUAUCGCGGUCCUCAGCAAGCAAGCCCAUAUAAUCCCCUCGGAGGUAUGGCCACAACAACAGGUUAUGGUGCCUAUGCACCAUCAACACCCGUCGCCACCACACCAGUAACGCCGGUUCAACCUUCAAGCUCAACGCCGUUGGUAGAUUCCCUAGAACCGAUCCCUGUUCAACGUAUGAAUGAAAUCUUUAUUUCCAGUAAGGAGGCAAUAAUUGAUCGAAUGGAGUCUGAAUCCAAUUGGAUUGGAAUUUAUGCUCAGUAA